UUUAGAUAUUCUUUCCAAUUUGUCUUUCUUCUUUUUUAAUUGGCCGUAUGGGAAAUGAACUCUUGUAGUUCAGCAUUUGUCGAUGGAAGAUGGCGAACUAAAAGAGUCUCGAGGGCCCUAUCAUUUUUAAGGUACACAAUAUUUUUGUGUUCGUUUCUAAUUUGGCUUCAGCGAGAGGCUAAAUAGCAAUAUAACAAGCAAUUGACAAGUUCAAACGUCUACAUCGCAAACUUUAGAGAAAUAUCAUUUCCAUUAUUUUCUUAUUAAUCUUUGACGAUACAAGGAGAUGUAGGUGUCCAAUCCUGUAUGGUUAAUAUAUCCAAUAAGGAAUAAACAAUGGAGAUGAAAUUACAUUCUCACUGACGUAUUUACGCGUAGGGAAAAAAGGAGAUGAUAUGUCAAAUUUAUGAAAUUCCAACCAAGAUCCACUCCUAAAAUAACAACUUUAUUAACGAAACUGUUUAUCUAGACUACUCAAUUGCUGGUAUAUCAUGACAGACGCUACUCUUGAUUUGGAACAAAGUGCUCCAUUGUUAGCAGAGGGCACUAAUGAUAGUGAAUCCCCUAUCUUUGACACUUUUUGUCCUAAUCCAAGACAAACUUUAAGAAUUUGUUUGAAUUUAAAGAAGUUAAUUGAUAAAGUUGUUCCAAUUGUAUUUGAUGAAGAAGAUAUCACUUCAUCUAACUCGCCUAUUCUUAAUGCCAACAUCAUUGAUUUAGUAUAUGAAGCUGCUGGUGGGAAAGGUAAUGGUAAAACAGGUACCACGUCACAUAAAUAUCGUGCUACCCUCGUGUUUUGUUUACUUCGAGUCUGCGGCUGGUAUUGGCAAUUAGCUGAAUUUGAAUUAAGUGAUAAUGCAUUGUUCUUACUCAGAGCCAAGACUUCUGAGAUUUUAGCCGCUAAAGUGAUUGACUCCUGUGAUAAUGAUGAAUAUCUCUUUCUUGGAUUAUUAACUCAUAGAUAUUCCAUCAAUUUAAAUGGUAUUGAUGCUACUCCAGUUAGUGCUUUAGAAUUAGCUGUUGACAUGCACAGUACCACUGUCAUUGGUGCAGCUGGUUAUCAACGUUGUAUUAAAUGGCUUUGGAGAGGUUGGAUUAUUCAAUCAUCUACCGACCCACAUGCUUAUGUCAUGUAUAAAGGUGCUGCAUCACAUUUAAUUAGAACUCAUUUUGAUCCAGAAAGAGUUAAAACUCCUUUAUACCAAAAUAUUUUAGAAAUCCUUGUUAGUAUCGGUUAUUUAAUUUUAUUUACUAUAAUUUUAAAUGGCCAUCAAAAUACAACUGAUCAUUUCGAUAUUCCAGAAGUAUUGUUCUUUUUGGUAACUUUAGGUUCAGUUUUAGAUGAACUUGUUAAAUUCUAUCAUGUUGGAUAUUACUAUUUAGGCUUUUGGAAUGCCUUCAAUGAUGUCAUGUAUACCAUUAUUUUCACUUCCAUUGGGUUCAGAAUUGCCAGUGUAAACACUACAGCACCAAGUAAAGAAAGAUAUGAUGAAAUCGCAUUUAGAAUCCUUUCCUGUGCUGCUCCAUUCAUGUGGUCAAGAUUAUUAUUAUUCUUAGAUGCUCAACAAUUUGUUGGGGCUAUGAUUGUUGUUAUUAAAACUAUGAUGAAAGAAUCAAUCUAUUUCUUUGUGUUGUUAUUCGUGGUUAUUAUUGGAUUUUUACAAGGUUUCCUUGGUUUAGAUGCUUCUGAUGGUAAAAGUGAAGCAACUCUUCGUAUUUUAAUUUCAUUAGUCAAAGCUAUUAUUGGUGAAUCAAGCUUUGAAGAUGUUGAAAAAUUAGUUCCUCCGUAUGCAUCUGUUCUUUAUUACGUAUACUCAUUUGUUUUAACAGUUAUCUUGAUGAAUAUUUUGAUUGCUUUAUAUUCAACUGCAUAUGCUGCUAUUGUUGAAAAUGCAACUGAUGAAUAUUUUGCUUUAGUUGCUCAAAAGACAUUAAGAUAUAUCAGAGCUCCAGAUGCAAAUCUUUAUGUUCCACCUUUUAAUUUAAUCGAGUUUUUGAUUACUCCCUUAGGUUGGAUAUUACCAAGAAGCACAUUCAAGACCUUAAAUUAUUUUAUAAUGUUGAUUAUCUAUGCUCCAUUAUUAGCUUAUAUUACUCUGGAUGAAUUAGCUAAUGCCAACAGAAUUGAAUAUAACAGAUAUAAAGGAUUAGCUGAUGAUGCUAAUGAAUAUGAUGCUGAAUGGGACUUAACUGAUGGAUUCUCGACUGAAUUUGAUACUAUCCAAGAAAGAAAUCAAGAAGUUAGUCAAGAUUUAAGAAUUCAAAGAGAAGGUGAAGAUCAAGAUCCAGAAUUUAGAAUUGAUUACAAAAAGUUUGAUGAUGAUAUUAAUAAAGCAAUCAAACCUGUUGAAGAAGCUAGUCGUUUAGGUAUAAAAUGGGAAUUCUAUGAAUUAUAUUCAAAGAUUGAUAAAUUGACCACUUUAGUCGAAGCGGUUGUUACUGAAAAUCAAGAAUUAAAAAAGAAACUUGCUGAAAAGUAAGCUUUUGAAACAAAUCAUGAUGGAGUAGAUCUAUAUCUACUGACAUCGAUUUCUGACAUCGAUUAUACCUUUUUUUUAUAUAGUUAUCUAAGACUCUCUUGAUUAAUAUACAUUUUAAUCUUCUGCUUUAGUCGGCAAAUCGGGAAAUAGAGUUAUAUGCAGUUCGUCAAGCAAGAUGGGGUGUCGGACUUGGAACAAACACUGUUAGGAACCAUCUAACCGUCUUAUUACUGGUUCAUGCAGUCCAUUGAGCAAGUAUCAUCUAUGUUUACGUGUAUUCUAAUGGAUAAAUAGCGUGAACCUAUAACCAACAUAUAGUCCAAGAAAAUGGUGAUAAUUUUAACCAAGUGUGUGCAAAAACCAAACGUCUAACUACUACCAUACAAAAAAAAUUUUUUGUUUUUUGCUGUAAAC
Molecule: messenger RNA, 2894 nt
Organism: Scheffersomyces coipomensis
Lineage: Eukaryota; Fungi; Ascomycota; Pichiomycetes; Serinales; Debaryomycetaceae
Gene: YVC1
Product: Yvc1p
Exons: 1
Coding region: 492-2480 (662 amino acids)
Source: RefSeq, a predicted model, not a curated record